CUAUCGAUAGUGGACAUCGAUACUCUGAAUCCAUAUGUUGUCGAUACAUGUGCAACUAAAUUAAAUUCGGAUUAUUAUAAUGAUAAAUUCGGCAAAAUACUUUGCCCUGCUGGAAAGUUUAACUUUUGAACAGGCUCUAGCAAAUAAGGCAAACGCCAGUCAGCCGGGUGCUGGUUCCUCGAUUUCUCAGAAUUUGAACAUUUUGGAGAAAUAUGCCAAACAAAACGUUGACCAACAGCUGCACGAUCUCUGCACAAUAUUCGAGCUAACAGCCGAAGAGGAGGCCCCCAUAAAAUAUUCAGAUCCCGCUACAUGCUACAUUAUCCGCCUUCAGCAUGCGCUCCAGAUGCUCUUUUCAAAGAUAAACUUUGACAGCGAUGCCAAGGAGGACCUUAUAUCGGUGGCACACCUCAAGCUGUGCAUUCAAGCCACCCAGGAGCUGUCCUACUAUGCACUUCGCUGCCAGCUGCACGAGGAUUUCCUUAAAUCACCAAUUUUCAAAGAGGCACAAGGCAAAGUCAAGUGUAAUCCCUCGCUGCUGCUCCUCAGCAUUCAGUUUUUUGUGCGGGUUUUACCCAUACGCCAAUUUCAUAUUGCCAACUCCAUGGAGUUGUUAAAGAGGGACCUGCUGGCAAGCAUUAUGAGUCUGCGCCUCCAAAUGGAUCAUCCGAAGCUGGAGGCAGUCCUUGCCUAUCUCUGGCGGCAUGAAUCCAAAUCGGAUUUCUUUCGCCAUGUGCUUCUAUUAAAGGCCACUUCACUGUGCGCACCUUUGGCCAAGGCCCUGCACCAGCAGCUGCUGGGAAAGCUAAACUCAACGCAUGGGUAUGCCAGCUUUGUGGAUGCCCUGCAGCAGACACCGAAUGUGAGUGCCACGAGAAAUGCUGAGAUCGUGGCUAGUAUCGUGGCUAGGAAGGGCUUCUCACAGUCAGCUCAGCAAGCAAUGAUCCUUCAGGUUCUUGAGUUUUGUAGUGGCUCUCUGACGGAUGCCGACAGGAUGUGUGUGGGUGUCCUGUCUCUGCGGAGAUUUUACGAGUUGAGUGCACAAAACCAGCAACAGAUUGAGGCGAUUCUGUCCACCCAUUGGCAGGUGCUCGCUGAUCCAGAAGAUUUGAUAAGUGGCCUGAUCUUGAUGGAGCACGAGGAGCUGUGCAAUCGCAUCCUCCUCUGGCAACAUCUAUUCUGCAGUUCCAGCGUUGCCUGUCUGCCGAGUAGCCUGCUCACACGAUAUCUGCCACUGCUUCUGCAGCUGUACGAUGGUCUGCCUAGGGAACUGCCAGCCAGGGAUCAGCUGGCUGCGAUCAUAUCCCGCUGUCUGGACAAUCGGGAGCGGGAAAAGGAACUGCCAGAGGUCGUGCAACGUCUGUUCAAGUGGAAACUCGAAGAGGAACCCAUCUGGCUGUGCCUUCACCAGCGCAUAUUGAUCCUGCCCUCCACACAAACGAUUCGGAUACAAGUGAAAGUAGCCCCUGCGGAUCACCAGCUAGACCAUGACAUGGGCCGAGUGCUGCCCAGUCUAUUAAUGUCCAGUUCGCAUCAUGCGCUCACCUGCAAUGUAUUCCUGGCACUGUUGGGCUUUAUGACUCGACAGUUGCAGGAGAAAUCCCCCUUAGGCGUGGAUUUUCUGUCCACGGAAACGGAACUCAUGCACUUCCUUCAGCAUAAAUAUCAGUUAAAGCUGCAUCUGCUGAUAGCCCUUAAUCAGUUGGUGUCACAUCAGCCGCUGCGUGCACAGUUGGCAAUGCAUACCAAAGAAUUUCUGCAGCUGCUCAAGGAUUUGCUGCAGCAGCGAUUGGCAGCAGAGGAGGAGGACACUGAUCAGACCCUACUCCUCAUACUCAACCUUCUGCAGGAACUGUUGCAACGCAGCAAAGAUUUGCAGCUAACCGAAAGCACAAGGGAACUUCAGGCGCAACUCCACCAGCUGGGAUCGCUGUCAACCAACCAGUUUAUCCAGCAAUCCGUUCAAUCUCUGAUGAAUAUAUUGCAGGGCGAGUGGCGGCCCAGUGAAGCUCUCAAGUUGCAGCCAUUCCAUAAAGCGCGUUCCCUCAUCGAGGAGAAAGAGUCCCAUCUGCAAGUCUAUGGCAUACAAAUGUUGUUGGUUCUACUGCAACGAAAGGAUCCCGCAACGAUGGCCCAGGGUCAUCUAAUCAUAGCUUUGGCUCUCAGCACACUCAAGGAUAAGGAGUCCUAUACGUUCCUAAAUUGUGUGCGUCUGUUUGUGGCACUGGUUCAUGUGAUGGAAGCCGAAGUGCUGGAUAAAUUGAGUGACGAAUAUCUGUCGGAGACAGCCGAUCUGGACUAUCGUCUGGUUGUCGGCGAGGCUAUCCUCAAGGCCGCCCAGGAAUUAGGUCCCCUAUGCUAUAGGUACAAGGCUGUGCUUCUCAAUUGCUUCAUGCAUGGCUCGCGUUCGCCUCUCCAUGAGUUUCGCAUGUCCGCCUUCGCCAAUCUCGCCCAGCUCUGCCGUUUGUUGGCCUAUCAGGUGCAGAACUUUUUCCAGGAGCUGAUGGAUCUCAUCAACAGCGAACUGAGUGCCACAGGAGGAUAUUUGCCCACUAAACGAGCGGCUGUCGUUGUAUUAGCUGAGCUACUGAAUGGCAUGGAGAAUCUCUUGGAUUACGAGGAUAUGCUGCUGCCCAUUUAUCGUUUGCUGCGAGCGAUUGAAGCGGAGGAAUCCUGUGAUCCAGCCAUGCGUCAGCAUGCAGCCAAUGGUCUAAAGAUCUUGAAUGACAAGUGCCGAAAGCUCAUUCAAAGUUGCCUAGAGGCAAGGGAACUGCACAAGGAAAUAAGGGUAAUGGGCAUCAAGGAUAAGCCUUCUGCCAGGAGGAAUCCUCACAUUUUGGAACUCAAUUAAAUGGUUUUAUAUAAUAAAAUAACUUUUAAAUGCAAAAGCAA
Messenger RNA from Drosophila guanche, 2892 nucleotides. It is a transcript of the gene Tango6, whose product is annotated as transport and Golgi organization protein 6. Bases 80 to 2851 code for a protein of 923 amino acids. The transcript is spliced from 3 exons. Lineage: Eukaryota; Metazoa; Arthropoda; Insecta; Diptera; Drosophilidae. The record is from RefSeq and is a predicted model, not a curated record. Gene Ontology annotation, biological process: protein secretion.